Molecule: messenger RNA, 1570 nt
Organism: Achroia grisella
Lineage: Eukaryota; Metazoa; Arthropoda; Insecta; Lepidoptera; Pyralidae
Product: facilitated trehalose transporter Tret1-like
Exons: 3
Coding region: 86-1570 (494 amino acids)
Biological process (GO): transmembrane transport
Cellular component (GO): membrane
Molecular function (GO): transmembrane transporter activity
Source: RefSeq, a predicted model, not a curated record
AAUAGGUAUUUAGACAUUACUUCUUUCAUUUGUAAAUUUCAGACCAGAAUUCGAUUCUGUUAUGGGGUAAACUGAAAUCUAAAAUAUGGAGCCUUGUGAAUAUAAACAGGUGAAUGCUGAUGAUAUUCCUGACGAUGGCAAUGACUCUCUCAGUACUGACGAUGACAAAUCUUGGAGACCGUUUUUGCGACAGUUACUAGUAUCGAGUGGUACAUGGAACGUGUACUUCAUAUGUGGACUGUACAUGAGCGCGCCGACGGUGUACCUACCACAGCUGCGAAAGGAGACCAAUGGUACAGUCAUCACCGACGAGAUGGCGUCUUGGAUCUCUUCAGGAUGCAGUUACGGAGCUCUACCGUGGGUCUUCGUUCACUCAGCCGCUUUAACGCUGUUCGGUCGCAAAUACACAUCAGCCGUUACCUACUUAUAUAUAACCAUAAUAUCAAUUGUUUUCUACUGCAGCAACACACCAAAUCAAUUGUUAAUAUUCCAAAUAUCAUUAGGCGUUCCUUAUUCAGCUGCUUUAACUGUAUCAAUUACAAUUUUAGCAGAAUAUGCAUCACCUUCAUUUAGAGGUAUAAGCUUGUCAAUGAAAGCGGCUACGUUGUAUUGGGGUAUAUGGGUAUCUAAUGCUAUAGGAACAUUUUUUCAUUGGAAAUAUAUAUCUGUAUUUGGAUUUGUAUGUUCGCUGUAUAAUUUAACAGUAUUUCUAUGGCCCGAGUCUCCUUUAUGGUUGGUCAGUAAAGGUAGAUUUGAAGAGUGCAAAAAAUGCCAUCGAUGGUUGAAGGGCAGUGGAAGAACAGCGGAAAGGGAAUUACAGAAUUUGAUAAAAUCCUACAGCGCGGUCGAUGCGUCGAAUCAGAAGCGAAAUGGGAACGUUGUUACGUCCUUCUUUAGAACUUUAGUUUCCAAAGAUUUCUAUCGGCCGAUGUUAAUUUGUUUUCUUUCUAUAACCAUGUACAAUUUGUCCGGCAAAAUCGUAUGUAGUAUAUAUGCAAUUGAAAUAUUGAAGAAGAUAUGCGAUAGUGAAUCUACGGCUUAUAUAGCGAUGUUACUGUUGGACGGUGUCACAGUAUUUAGCAUGUAUUUCGGCUGUUAUUUAGUGAAAAUACUGAAAAGACGAACGUUAUUAUUCUGGGCGUCGGCUAUAGCUAUAGUAUUUUUGUUUAGUUUAUCAAUAUAUCUGUAUUUGAUAAAAUUAACAAUUAUAAAUGAAAACAAAAUUAUGUCUAUAUUUUUACUGAUAGGGUUCUCGUUAUCUGUAAGCUGCGGCCCGGUAAUAAUGUCUGUAUCGUUGUAUGGUGAAUUAAUACCAAUGAAAUAUAAACAAGAGUCUAUAAUAAUUAUUUCGUUAUUCUUCAUAUUCCUACAGUCCAGUCUAUUGAAAUUUGCACCGUUAAUAUUUAAAUAUUUUAAAAUGCAUGGUAUGUUUGUCUUCUUCGGUGUCUCCAUGUCUAUAUGUUGGUUGUUCUUGUACAAGUAUCUUCCCGAAACGAAAGAUAAGACGUUGCAAGAAAUCGAAGACUAUUUUAAGUAUGAGAAACGGAGGAAAUUAAUAUUGUUACGUUAG